AUGCAAAGACCAGGCGGCCAGGGGACGGCGUUUUCCAUCGACUCCCUGAUAGGCACUCCGCAGCCCCGGCCGGGGCACCUGCUGUACACCGGCUACCCGAUGUUCAUGCCCUACAGACCUCUGGUGAUCCCGCAAGCCUUGCCCCACUCGCCCCUGUCGUCCGGUAUACCCCCGCUGGCGCCGCUGGCGUCUUUCGCGGGGCGCCUCACCAACACCUUCUGCGCCAGUCUGGGUCAGGGGGUACCGUCCAUGGUCGCGCUCACCACGACGCUGCCAAGUUUCUCGGACGCGCCGGACAGUUUCUAUCCUCCGCAGGAGUUACCCGGAGCCAGGCUGAGCGCCGCGGAGCCGGCCGGCAGGAGGCAGGAGAGCCCCCAUUCGGAGGAGGCGCACGCCAGAGACAAAGCGUCCGAGCUGCUGAACUUCUCGGAAACUUUCCAGACCAUAUCAGGUGAGACCAAACUGUACAGCUCAGACGACGAGAAGCUGGACGUGAAGUGCGCGGAGCCGGCGUGCAGCGACCGGGAGGACAGCUGCUCGGCGGACAGCGAGAACGAGAGCUUCUCGGACGGCAACACGUGCGGCUCCCUGUCCCACAAGGGCAAACUGAAGGGCGGCGCGCAGGACGCGCUGCCGGCCGGCGGCUCGGCGGGCAAGAGCCGCCGGAGACGGACCGCCUUCACCAGCGAGCAGCUGCUGGAGCUGGAGAAGGAGUUCCACUGCAAGAAGUACCUGUCCCUCACCGAGCGCUCCCAGAUCGCGCACGCCCUCAAGCUGAGCGAGGUGCAGGUGAAGAUCUGGUUCCAGAACCGCAGGGCCAAGUGGAAACGGAUCAAGGCCGGCAACGUCAACAACCGGUCGGGGGAGCCGGUCCGAAAUCCCAAAAUCGUGGUGCCGAUCCCCGUGCACGUCAACCGGUUUGCCGUGAGGAGUCAGCACCAACAGAUCGAGCAGGGGAGCAGGCCGUGAACUGAACGAUGGGAACGAGAGAACGGAGGAGGGGGAAAACAAAACAAAACAAAACAAACACUGUUGACGUUGGUGGGUUUUGCUGAACGCAUGACGCGACACAAGCGCGCGCGCAGACACGGAGGAUGUGUUUCUUUUUUCUUGUGUUUCUUUAUUUUGGGCCGCUGAGAGGUUGAGCUGGAGCGGAAGCAGAGCCUC
Messenger RNA from Lampris incognitus (smalleye Pacific opah), 1167 nucleotides. It is a transcript of the gene gbx1, whose product is annotated as gastrulation brain homeobox 1. Gene Ontology annotation, cellular component: nucleus. The coding region runs from base 1 to 969 and encodes 322 amino acids. The record is from RefSeq and is a predicted model, not a curated record. The transcript is spliced from 2 exons. Gene Ontology annotation, biological process: regulation of transcription by RNA polymerase II; regulation of nervous system development. Gene Ontology annotation, molecular function: DNA-binding transcription factor activity, RNA polymerase II-specific; RNA polymerase II transcription regulatory region sequence-specific DNA binding. Lineage: Eukaryota; Metazoa; Chordata; Actinopteri; Lampriformes; Lampridae.